UUAAUACUAAAUAAUCAAAACGUACUAAAUACUUGGUUUAGAGUUAGAACAUUGUAGACUGACUGUUCAAAUAAGAAAUCAUUGGGAAUAUUUCAUAUGGUUAUGUUAUUUAUUAUCAUAUUGGUAGCAUGCGUUUUGAAAUCAUUUUCAUUGGUUCAUGGCAAUAAUCAACCUCCCCCUGUCUCCCCAUACACCGCUGCAGCCGGGCGUCUUGUGUACUACAAAUCCACUUUAUGGCUACCGAUGGCUUCGUAGUAAAGAUCAGCCGCCAAAAUAUUUACCUGUGAGAUAGAAAGCGUAUUCUGAGUGAAGGAACGAUCAAAAAUCUUUGAAAAUGCCGAGAGUCAAAGCAUCGCCGAAGAAGUGCAUCAAGUCGAAUGUGCAGCAGCCCACAAACAACUGGUUGUUUAUGCUGAAGGGUGAAGCUCUUGAGUUGUCUGAGCAAUACACUGGCAGUGGAACUCCAGAUAUUGUUACAUUACGACAUCCAAACACAGGAGAUACUGCAAUAUUUUUGUUUUCACCAGCAAAUAAUUCAGUUCAAGAGGUGCUCACAUUCAGUGAGGGUAAAAGAUCAUGGUUUAUCGAUGAUAAUGUAAAGAGUGAUGGGAAAAUGCAUUUGUCUACUCCAAUUGAUCCAAUAUUCUUAGUAUUACCAUAUUUAAGAAAACACACAACAACACAUGCAGUGCCAUUAGAUCAACUAUUAAUGGAUGAUGACUUCCCAGAAACACAAAGAUUGCUCAAAUCUAGUGGAUUAAAAUAUCUCAAUUUGAUCGCUGACAAAAAGAGUGAAGAAUUAAAUGCAUUUAAAUACAAUGAAGAAAAGACAUUGCUAUGGCUAAAAAAGAAGACUGAACGUGUCGCAGAUAUUCUCAAACAAAAAAAUAUUCAUGUUUCUGGAGGAGCUGUGUCAGCUACUUUCGUGAAAUCCAGCAAGAACGAAACCCAAGACAGUGAUGCGUACUUACGUUAUGCUGCGGGUAUUGUCUCCGAGUACUUAAUGGACGAUCUGAGUCAGAAACUUUUCAAAUAUUUAAACCUCCCUGAAGAAGCGCAAAUCUCUUUAAAGAGAAAGAGCAUGCCAGGUGGCGAGCCAGAUUCGAAGAAGGCGAAGACAGAGGAGGAGAACAAAAUCGGUUCGUCCAAUGUGCUCGACCUGAGCAAACCUGACGGAAAGCCGGCCAAGCCGACGAAUACAAGUGCCAAAGAAAAGUCCAGAGCCAAAGCUGCUGGUGGUAGUAAAAGCAUAACUUCGUUUUUCAAAAAGGCGUAAUUCGCCCAGCCGCCAGUACAACACAAACACUAGAUUUUAUGAACAUUCCGUUUUAUUAAUUAUUACUUUUUAUAUGAAUGUAAGUUUUAUUCAUGUGUUCGAUUUAAACAGGUAAGGAAUGGUGGUACCGGUGAAACAGUAUAGCAUUUCGAUAGUGUAAUGUUAGAAACGUGUAAAACAACUUCCAACUUGAUUAUUGUGCUCUGUACGUUUUAUACUCAACUCAAAAAUUACGAAAUGCUAGGCAUUGUACUUAGUACUGAUUGAAUCUCAUGUUUAAACCUACUCUCGGAACGGAAAAAGCUGAUGAGAGCACCGCGGCGAAUAUUUUUACACUAAUGAACGUUCAAGACGAGUGAUGGCGGAACACCACAAACUUGUACAUUACUUGUAUCAUUCGAAAUGUUCCGUGUGUUUCAUGAGCUUUCCUAUGGUGUGUGUUUCUCUUAAUAGGAUAUAAUACUGUAAGACUUGUAAGACAUUGUAAGAUUAGCAGACUGAAGUCUACUCUUGCGCUCGCAAUAAUUCCUAUUAUGUAAACGAAGCGACUGUUUUUUUUUUUAUUCCAAUGGUUUUUGAAGCACUGUCAUGACAUUACAUGUUCCUCUUUGUUUUAUUACUGUGAAAACUUUUAGAAGAAGUUUAUAAACGCGUUUUUCUAUUGUAUUCAUAUUUUUGAUAUUAUUUAUGGCUGUUUACUUUUGUACAAGGAUAACUUUGAAAUCAAAAAAGCUUUGAUAUGCCUAUGUUCAAACUUCGAAUACUUAAUAAUAAAAAGGUAAAUGAAAAGCAA
This is a messenger RNA of Dalotia coriaria, 2069 nucleotides long. RefSeq names its product ribonuclease H2 subunit B. The record is from RefSeq and is a predicted model, not a curated record. Lineage: Eukaryota; Metazoa; Arthropoda; Insecta; Coleoptera; Staphylinidae. Gene Ontology annotation, cellular component: ribonuclease H2 complex; nucleoplasm. Bases 335 to 1276 code for a protein of 313 amino acids. Gene Ontology annotation, biological process: RNA catabolic process. The transcript is spliced from 4 exons.